This is a messenger RNA of Morus notabilis, 2689 nucleotides long. RefSeq lists its product as uncharacterized. Bases 100 to 2529 code for a protein of 809 amino acids. The transcript has 4 exons. NCBI's taxonomy places the organism in Eukaryota, Viridiplantae, Streptophyta, Magnoliopsida, Rosales, Moraceae. The record is from RefSeq and is a predicted model, not a curated record.
ACCCUCACUCUUUCUCUCCUCUCUGCAAAACCCUAAAAACCUCUUCUUCUUCUUCUUCUUCUUAGUAAUCCGAUGCGGUAAACCUUAUCCUUGCUUACCAUGCAUCCCCACUCCUACGCCGUCGAUUCCCUCUCCAAAUCCCAAGACCUCGCCGCCGCAAUCCUCGCCGCCGCCACCCCCGCUCAGAUCUCCUCCGCCUGCGCCUCCAUCGACUCCUUCCUGCACUCCCACUUACCUGACCAGUGCCGCCACUUCUUCUCCCUCACCUUCCCAACCCUAAUCUGCAAGCUCUUCGGCUUCGACGACGCCGUUUCAUCAUCCUCCUCCUCUCCGCCGUCACCACCGCUAUCAUCAUCAUCAUCGUCGUCAUCCAACGGCUGGAUUGACACCGUAAUCUCAUCCAACGACCCCGAUUUGGCCAACAAGGUCUUCGCUUUGCUCGCCCCUGAUGGUGUCCUCUUGAGCUCAAUCUCCGCCGUCGAUCGCCUCUCGCUCGUCAAGUACGUGUUCCCCAACGAGCGGUUGCCGGAGUGGGCCCGGUUUGUCCUCUCCUCGGAGAAAGAUUCCUGGGUAAUAUCCGAUCUUUGCCCCAUUUUCAAAGGUAGGGUUAAGGAAGAUUCAAUUAAGGGCUCUGUUUAUCAAGUUCAGCUUAAUGUGUUUGAGUAUUACAUGUUUUGGUUCGCUUAUUACCCUGUUUGUAGAGGAAACAAUGAGAAUUCGGACAAUAAUUCGGUAGUUAAGAGGAAUAGGAGGUUCAAAUUGGAGAAUUGGGUUUCUUCCAUUUCAGCCUUUUCGAGUAGUAGUAGUAGACGUAGUUCGGAGCAUAAGACAGAAUGCAAUUUCUACGUUAGGCUUCUAUAUGCGUAUCUUCACGCAUUUGUGCCCGUGAGUGAUUUGAAUUCGCACCAGCGUUACCGGAGUUCGCUUCUUCAUUACUCGCCGAGCUACGACGCUUCAAUUAUUAUGCAGGCCGAGUUCCUUGUCUAUGCUUUUAUUCACUUUUGGUUGGUUGACAAUGACUCUUCACCCUUACCGGUUGAUUUGUGCAAGUCCUUUGGUGUGACUUUUCCGUUCCGGUCGGUUUUGGGCGAGACUCUUCCGACUGCUGGGCUGGGGGAGGUGGUGAAGCUGUUUGUGAAGUAUUUGAAUUUAAGUUCUGUAGUGCAGGAAGAUGGAAAUGAGAAUGUUGAAUAUAGUAAUGGGAGUCCGAGGUGGAGGACGCCGGGUUUGUUUGAUGCUUCAAAGUCGAGGAAUGUUACAGUGCCAUCGCCAUAUGUACGGUCUGUUGGGUCUUGGAAUUUGACGAUACAGAGGCCGCUGUAUAGAUUCACAUUGAGAACAUUCCUGUUUUGCCCUAUGGGCACUUCAAUAAAAAAUGUGUCCGAUGUAUUUUCAGUUUGGAUUUCUUAUAUAGAACCUUGGAGGAUCAGCUUGGAUGACUUUUUGGAUCUUGAUGCCACAGUUGAUGGAUCAACUAAGACCACAACGAAGGAGGAUUUGUCUUCCCAAGAUUGUGGGUAUUCGCCUUAUUGGCAGGGUUAUGUGUUGUCCAACUACUUAUACUAUAGUUCCUUGGUUAUGCAUUUCAUUGGGUUCGCACACAGGUUUCUUCAUGCUGAUGUGGAAAUUAUAGUCCAGAUGGUCUUGAAGGUUAUAAGUAUAUUGACUCAAUCCAAAGAGUUAGUUGACCUUAUAAAGAUGGUGGACUGUGUUUUCCAUUCAAAACAAACUGGGACAGGAAAGCCACUGCUCAAUAGCUUGUAUAGAUAUUUACCUUCAAUCCGUGAACAGUUGAAGGACUGGGAGGAUGGACUAUCUGAGACAGAUGCUGAUGGAUCUUUCUUGCAUGAGAAUUGGAACAAAGACUUGCAUCUCUUUAGUUGUGGAGAAGAUGGUGGCCAGCAACUACUUCAGUUGUUCAUACUGCGAGCAGAAGCUGAGUUGCAGGCCAUUUCUGGUGACAAUCUUGCUCAGAAUCUUCAAUGUAUAGAUUCAUUGAAAGCACAGGUGAGCUGCUUAUAUGGUGGCCACACGGUGAAGCCAGUGUCAUUUUCUCUGGAACCAAAACAGCAGCAACAGGCCCGCGAUGACAUAUUCAAGCCCAGAAGAGUUGGCAGUCAUACAUUGGCGAAUGUAAAAUACAAGGGUGACUGGAUGAAGCGCCCCAUCUCCGAUGAUGAGGUCGCAUGGCUUGCAAAACUCUUUGUCUGGUUGUCAGAUUGGCUGAAUGAGAAUCUCAGAAUCAAUCAGCCGGAUAAUGGCCAGCUAGGCCCGACAUGGUCUUAUGUAGAGGUUUCAAGGGAUGAUGCAGACAAUGUAUGUGGAUCCGCGGAGACAGUGAAGGCAGUCUUGUGUGCUCUUGGUUCUUGGAUUCUUAUGCUGGGUACAACAGUGGUGAGGCUAAUGAAAAAACAUGGUCUAAGGGUGAACCUUCGGAUCUUAGCAUCAAAGAAGGUCGUCAUGGUUUUGCUUUUGUAUGCUGUAUUUAGUAUUCUCAGGAAAGCUUUUGGACAUUUUCGCAGGGUGUAGAUAAGGGUGGAAAAGGAGUUUUGAUGAAAAAAAAAAAAAACAAAGAACGUUUAUACAGGAUGGGGGAAUACCUUUUUACCUUCAGGGAGUUUUGUUUGCCUCUUUGUAAGUAAUUGUUAAAUGUCAGCAUGAAAGGUUGUACUAGUUAUUUGUUUCUUAA